AUGGCGGGGACGCGGGCGGGGGGCGCCGCACCUGCGGACACACAGCGCUCAGACGCGCCCGCCGCGCCGCCCCGCCGCCCCAUCCGAGCUCAAUCACACGAUCCCCGCGGCUGCCAGGGCUCGGAAGGACCCCGGGGAAAUGGCGAUUCGCUCUGGGGCCGCAGCGCCCGCGCUGAAAGACCAGUGCGCAGGCGACGGCGGAGUGGGUGGGGGGCGCAGCCCAUCGUGCUCCCAACGGGCGGCAGCGGGAACCCUAGGCCGCCCCCGCGUCCCAAGCCACCCACCUCACCCACCUUUGCGCCUCGCCGUCCUGGAUGGUUGUCCCCCGCCUCGCCGUUCCCAUGGCGCGGCCCGCCCUGCUCAGCUCUCCCGCCGCAUGUCGCGGGCGCAGGGGCCGGGGAGGAGUGCUGGCUUCAGGAUGUGCUGGCCGCCGUCUCCGCCGAUCUGGAUCCUUCCAUUCAAACCGGCGAGUACGCGCGCCCCGCCCCGGCGCCCGCCCUGUACACGCCUGAGCCGGCUGGAGCGCGGAGUGCGCGGGGCCUCGGGGGCUCCGGCGGCGUCGUCGGGGGCGAGGGGAGCGCAGACGGCCCAGCGCAACUUUCCGCCGGCGAGAGGCGAGGCUUGGGGCUUUGCCUUCUAAGGGAAAGGCAAUCCUGGGGCGGAGCCGCGGCCAGAGCUCCCCCGCCGCCUCCCGGCUUAAGGACGGCCGAGCGAGUUCCCGGUAUGCACUCAAGAAGGGCCACGGGCCCAGUGAUUAGCACCCAGCUUUGGCGCCAGCCGCCUGGGUUCACAGGCGGCUCCAUUACCGUACUGAUUCGCGGAGGUUCCUUUAUCGACUGCGUACUGUAUUCCAGGGUCAGAGCUCGUUUCUUCCAAGUGGAUGAAGGUCCAGGAGCCCUGCGACUGUUGUCUGAAAGCGCCCUCGUUUUUCUGGCCUGGCAGUUGGUCCAGCUUUUCCCGCUGAAGAGGCCUGAGCUUUUCCAGGACUUUAAACUCGAUGCUGAAGCUGGUCUGAGUCCGUGUGUCCAGAUCCCCCCUUGACCUCAACCCCUCACGCUCCCAAUUACUUGGCGUAGGUAUUGGCACCUGGCACAGUCAUUUCCACUUUUAUGCAAUUUUUGUGCAUUCUUAUCUAUUUUAAUAAAAAUUAUGCAUGUCUAUGA
Messenger RNA from Phacochoerus africanus (Common warthog), 1163 nucleotides. RefSeq names its product wiskott-Aldrich syndrome protein homolog 1-like. The record is from RefSeq and is a predicted model, not a curated record. The transcript has 4 exons. Bases 1 to 1041 code for a protein of 346 amino acids. NCBI's taxonomy places the organism in Eukaryota, Metazoa, Chordata, Mammalia, Artiodactyla, Suidae.